Molecule: messenger RNA, 822 nt
Organism: Hibiscus syriacus
Lineage: Eukaryota; Viridiplantae; Streptophyta; Magnoliopsida; Malvales; Malvaceae
Exons: 3
Coding region: 146-568 (140 amino acids)
Source: RefSeq, a predicted model, not a curated record
UCCAUUCGGUUCUCAUAGUUUUCCAUUAACAAAAGGCAACGGCGGCGAACCGAGCAACUCAACGUUUUCUCACCGUUCACAGUCCGGUCAGUCAGAAAAGAGAAUUCCAAUACUCCUCAAAUUUGCAAGAAGAUUGCAAACUGUGAUGGAGCAUGAAUCAAUUGAGGUCUUACACGACAAAGAUAAAAACGGAAAAAGGAACAAAGCAACUGAAUCCUCUAAUUCUGAGGUUGGUAUGGAAGAUGCUUGUAAAAUGGCGCCGUGUUCUCCAAGCAACAACAUGCAGGUUAACAUGGUUGAUUGGAAAGGUGAGGGAGUUGAUGACAAAACCGUGCAAAAUAUGGGGACCUCUGGAGAAGUAAACAUGGAGGCUUCUGUAACAGCUGACGAUGUUAUUCGAGCUGGGGGCUUCGGAGCUAGGGAUGAUAUAAGUAGUUUUCUUCCCAUUGCAAGUGACUGGACCGACUUCGAAGCUUCGAUUCGCAAUGCCAGAGACUAUGAAGAGCCUCAGGGAGAUGUAAGCAGGCCAGGUCUUGGCUGGAAAGAAGCAUCAUCACAAAGCAAAUAACUCUCUACAUAAGUGAGUAUUUAUCCAAGGUUUAUGUUUUUUCCUUUUUCUUGUGAUCCUUUUAUUUGUUUAAUAACUCGUUAUAUGGAUUUUUACAAGUUUCGGGUUUUGAGUUGUAUCUAUAGACUCACAGUUGCAUUUAUAAGGUGUGUUCUUCUCCUUAUAAAUAUGGAUUUUAAGAAGUUUCGGGUUUGAACAGUUGCAUCUGUAACUUGUGUACGUUUAUUGUCAAUUAUUGGACAAGUUUGACAUCA